GUUGAUUCUCUGCCAGACCCCGAGUGGUGCCGAAGAGCUGAUCCAGACCGUUUUCUGGCCUCUCCUUUCCUACCCUCUUCCCGCCUUUUCCUCCUUCCUGUGACAGGAUGAGGCGUGCAGGCCUGGGUGAAGGAGCCGCUCCUGGGAAUUAUGGGAACUCUGGCUACGCUAACAGUGGUUACAGUGCCUGCGAAGAAGAGAAUGAGAGACUCACGGAAAGUCUGAGAAACAAAGUGACUGCUAUAAAAUCGCUUUCUAUUGAAAUAGGCCAGGAAGUUAAACAUCAUAAUACAUUAUUAGCUGAAAUGGAUUCACAGUUUGACUCAACAACUGGGUUUCUGGGUAAGACUAUGGGGAAACUGAAGAUUAUAUCCAGAGGGAGCCAAACCAGGCUGUUGUGCUAUAUGAUGCUAUUUUCACUCUUUGUCUUCUUUGUCAUUUAUUGGAUUAUUAAACUCAGGUGAUAUAUUUAAGUGUGAAUUUGGAAUUGUCCCAACUUUGGGCUUCGUGGAACACCACUUUGAUAAAAAUCAGCAUCAAGACAUCUCUCAUUUUCAAGUAUGACUUUUUCCAUUGAUGAAUUCAGGGCUCCGACCUUGUUUUAUCAAUCACAUUAGUGCUCUUUGAGUACCAUUUCUUAAUGACUCUGUUUUGCUCCUAUUUUCAGGGGCAUGGUGAUGGCUUGGAGUCAGGUUGACUCUAUUUUUCUCCCCUAUUGUUUGUCUAACAUCACAGUGGGUAGCAAUAUAAUAGUCUGUUAUGACCAUGAAUUGGGCUAAAGUUCCAUGAAAAGAACUUUUUAGUGGGACAUGAGCACAAUGUUUGGCGAACCCAGUGCUCUGCUCUGAUGAUGCAGAACAAUUGGUGAUAGAGGACCAGUAACUCCCUGAAGUCUCGCCAGCUGUGAUGAUGUUCUCCCUCCCCUUCUUUAUGUGUUACCUACAAUCUCUGUAACAAUUUCUCAUGAUGUAGCUUCUGCUUCCUGACUGUCCAAAACGUCAUUGUUUAAUAAAACUUGUUAUUGCGACAGAUUUCUCAUAAAGCCAAAUAUAAAUGUUACCAGUAUAAUUACUGUUUUAUAUUAACUUUAUAAAUCCCAAUGGCUUGAUUUAUAAUUGUUUUAUGACUUCAGCUACUUACUAUGGGCUGUUUGGUUAUUGUUUGCAACAAAACAAUGUGACGUUAAGUAAUUGCUAAGUUCUGAAUGGAAAUAAAUUGCUCAAGAAGAUUAAUUGUUUCUGCUUUAUUAUAUGCUCAAAAUAUAUAAGAAAAAUAUCAAGGGACUGACCUUGGAGUUGUAGAGAUUGUUGCAUUACGCCACUAUAUUUGUUUAUGGAAAGCAAAGCAUACAGUUGGUUUGUGGAAUAAUUAGAAAUAUUAAAAUAUUACUAGAUACUCUGUAUUGCUACUAUUUUGGAAGUUAUCAUCCAUUUGUAAGCUCAGAAAAUAAAAUUUUAAAUGAAAUAGUAAUAAACUUUGUUAUUUUUGCUUGUCUUUUAA
Molecule: messenger RNA, 1500 nt
Organism: Echinops telfairi (small Madagascar hedgehog)
Lineage: Eukaryota; Metazoa; Chordata; Mammalia; Afrosoricida; Tenrecidae
Gene: BET1
Product: Bet1 golgi vesicular membrane trafficking protein
Exons: 4
Coding region: 108-464 (118 amino acids)
Biological process (GO): endoplasmic reticulum to Golgi vesicle-mediated transport; vesicle fusion with Golgi apparatus
Cellular component (GO): SNARE complex; Golgi trans cisterna
Molecular function (GO): SNAP receptor activity
Source: RefSeq, a predicted model, not a curated record